AUGGCAGCUGGAACCUCUGCGACAAUGCUCCGGGUGGACAAUCCCAUCCAGAGCUUAACGAGCGCAUUUUGGCUGUGGAAAGCACUCUUGUUUAUUGUCGUUGUUGCCUGUCCGGGCCCAGGCUAUGAUACCUCCACUACCUUGAUUUCCUAUGAGGGUGCUGAUCUCACCUCUUCACUCCCGUGGCCAUUGAAAUUGGCUCGGUGGGACGCGAUCUAUUUUCUGCAUACCACGGAACAAGGUUAUGUCUUUGAGCAAGAAUGGGCCUUUGGGUACCCUAGAUAUUUCGCAAAUCUGGCGCGGUAG
Molecule: messenger RNA, 306 nt
Organism: Penicillium odoratum
Lineage: Eukaryota; Fungi; Ascomycota; Eurotiomycetes; Eurotiales; Aspergillaceae
Product: GPI mannosyltransferase 2
Exons: 2
Coding region: 1-306 (101 amino acids)
Biological process (GO): GPI anchor biosynthetic process
Molecular function (GO): GPI mannosyltransferase activity; alpha-1,6-mannosyltransferase activity
Source: RefSeq, a predicted model, not a curated record